Xyrichtys novacula (pearly razorfish) is the source of this 1051-nucleotide messenger RNA. The record is from the annotation of a GenBank genome assembly. NCBI's taxonomy places the organism in Eukaryota, Metazoa, Chordata, Actinopteri, Labriformes, Labridae.
AUGGAGGACGUGACCAUGUGGUUAACCUGUUGGUUAUAUCACAUGUUGAGCAGAGAUCUUCUCCGACUGAACGGACAGACUCUGAACUGUGAUGGUGGACGUGAACAGAGCGGACUAACGGGCGCUGGCGGUCCCUUCAUUGUUUCUGUUAAUGGCUCCGGGGUCACGCUGACAGCAGAGUCACGCAGAGGUCAGCUCUGAUUGGUCGUGGUUAGAUCUGGUCUUGGUUAUGUAAUGGGAACAAAGACUGACCUGGUUAUUAUGCCACAGCACACAUUCCUCCUCAAGGGAGGAGAAGCUGCUCUCAGGGACUCUGGGCUGGCUUUGGCGCCCCCUGUGGUCAAAGUGCUUCAUACCAUCUCUGCAGCUAUUUUUUCCAUGACAACCCCCUACAGGUCUACAGGUCCACAGGUUUUUAGGUUCACAGGUCCACAGAUCUACAGGUCCACAGGUCCACAGAUCUACAGGUCCACAGGUUUUCAGGUUCACAGGUCAACUGGUCCAAAGGUCCACAGAUCUUCACGUCUACAGGUCAAAAGGUCCACAGGUCCACAGAUCUACAGGUCCACAGGUUUUCAGGUCCACAGGUCCACAGGUCUACAGGUCCACAGGUCCACAGAUCUACAGGUCCACAGGUCCACAGGCCUACAGGUCCAAAGGUCCACAGGUCUACAGGUCCACAGGUCUACAGGUCUACAGGUCCACAGAUCUACAGGUCCACAGGUCCACAGGCCUACAGGUCCACAGGUCUACAGGUCUACAGGUCCACAGGUCCACAGGUCCACAGGUCUACAGGUCCAAAGGUCCACAGGUCUUCAGGUUCACAGGUCCACAGGUCUACAGGUCCACAGGUCCACAGGUCUACAGGUCCACAGGUCCACAGGCCUACAGGUCCACAGGUCCACAGGUCCACAGGUCUACAGGUCUACAGGUCCACAGGUCCGCAGGUUCACAGGUCUACAGGUCUACAGGUCUACAGGUUAGACCUGACUGUCAGGAUUUGUUGUUUGGGGACUGGACGGCCCCAGACCCGGGUUCUUCACAAAAAUGA